Diaporthe citri is the source of this 1518-nucleotide messenger RNA. RefSeq lists its product as uncharacterized. The record is from RefSeq and is a predicted model, not a curated record. Lineage: Eukaryota; Fungi; Ascomycota; Sordariomycetes; Diaporthales; Diaporthaceae. The transcript has a single exon. The coding region runs from base 1 to 1518 and encodes 505 amino acids.
AUGCUCCAAGACAUCUUCGUCAGGCUGCCCAAGCCGACGGCUCUUCUCAUCCUCUCUAGCCUCUUCAGGGCCACAUCAGCACAUAUCCCUCGUCAGACACCAACAACAGUUCCGUACAGAUCUCUAAAUGUGGUUGCGUACCCACCAAUCGCAGCACCGACGUCACCACCGGUCGAUCUACCUACGCUGAACGAGCUCCUCAGGAGGCAGGAUACCAACACGAUAUGCGGCUACAUAGGAGGUGAUCCAGACCUGCCUGCAACCUGCUCAGCUGGGUCCCAUUGUGUAUUAGACGCAGAUCACGGCGCCGUGGGAUGUUGUCCGAAUGGAGAGGAGACAUGCACCUCGGGUGUCUUCACGGACUGCGUCGAUCCAAACAGUGGACCACAGACGGAGGUGAACCCAUAUGUGUUCACUUGCACAGGCAGCAACGUCUGCUAUAAAAACGUGUUCGAGGGAGGGAACUCCCAGUUCGGGUGCGGCACAGCAAGCGAGCUGGGAACGGUAGUCUCAGCUGGCGCAGGGGGCGCGGCCGCCCAGGUCUCGCUGACGAGUGAGCGCAUCAGCUUCACACAGAGCCCGAGCAGCCUCGCGACACCAACCGAGCUCGGCUCAGCCACCCGAAGCGACUCUUCUGCCGGCUCCUCAUCAACGGGGACCGCCACCGACACAACAAGCGGUGCCUCAUCAGCAGCGUCCAGCUCAUCGCUCACCACCAUCAGCAUACCCUCCCCAACGAGCAGCAGUGAUCCGACCUCAUCUGGCUCGUCAUCAUCAUCGUCAGGCAGCACGCCGGCCAACACCGCAGCACCAGCUGCAGAUGGCGACGGCGGCGGCGGGGUGAACCGCACGGGGGCGAUCGUGGGCGGCACCAUCUCGGGCGUCGCCGUGCUCGCGGGGCUCAUCGCAGUGGGAAUCUACCUCUGGCGGAGACGCGCCGCAGGAAACACGCGCCGCGGGCCCGGGCCAAGGCCAGGCGACACGCAGUACGUCAGCCCCAUGUCCGGCGCAGCAUUCGCGCCGGUCGGCCGGGGCACGUCGAGCCCGAGCGCUGGCUCGCGGGGGGCGGCGAGCGUGCGCGGCAAGACGAUCAGGCACGUCACGGGGGGACCCGACUCGCGCAACACGGUGUUCCAGACGGGCGGCGUGGGCGACUACCAGUACCAGUACCCGGGGCAGAACCCGGCGGCAUGGGCCGGGGGCGCCGCGGCAGGGGCAGGGAUGGCAGCUGGUGGUGCCGCGGUGUACCACGGGGCGUACGCGACACCGCACGACGGCGGCGGGGAGGACGAGAUCCCGCUGCGGUAUGGCUCGCCUGAGAUUGACGACUUUUCGCGGGGCUUCCACGAUGCGCUGAGCCGAAUCGGCGAGGAGGACGAGGAGGACCUCGAGUCGCACGUCAACGGCAGCGGCAUGCCCGGGACGAGCAACACGGGCAGCGGAAGCGGGGACCUGGGCGAGUCGAGACCGUUGUGGCUCCAAUCGCGACGGAUGUCCAGAAACCAGAUGUGGACAUGA